ACCUAAUUGAUUUAGGAAAAUACAUAUUGGCCUAGUUUUGUAAAAGCAUUUUUGACAUCUCGCAAUUCUCCAUGGGUGAGGGUGGCGACAUCUGGCUACAUGGAAAAUGUUUGCGGGAGCUAUUGCCCGACCCAUUGCCUUCCUACAUAAAUGGCGGAAGACCAUUCGUGCCGAAGCCUUCCACGGCGGCGGCGGCGGUGGUGGUCAACGAGAACGGGGAGGUGCAGGAGCGCCGGCGGCCGGCGAAAGCGGCCGACGUUCUGUCGGAGAAUCCGGACUGCUUCCUCUCCAACUCGGAUUCGAUGGGCGUCGACUCCGAGAUACCUCAGGUGCGGGGAGACGAGGACCUCGAGGUCGGGCAGCUCUACUUCCUCCUGCCCGUCUCCAGGGCCCGCUCCCCGCUCUCUCUCCAGGACAUGUGCAGGCUCGCCCCCAGUGCCAGCGCCGCCCUCAACGGCUACUUCUCUCCGGCCGCCGGAGCUGUUUCCCGCCGCCGGGGGGUUUGGAGGAGCAGAGCUUCUAGGCCUUUGGUGGCCUUGUUUGACUGGGCUUUGACUGUGCGUUGUGACAAAAUUCUGUUAGUACUGCGUACGGGAAGGGAUCAAAUUGCGUAAUACCCGAAUAAUUAUAUGGUUCAAUUUCUGUUUUAAUAUGAAGUGCGCGCCUUUUAUUUAUUCCCUUGUUUUAUGGGAACAAAAAUAUGGCAGGGUUGUAAUUAUAAUAAAAGUAUUGUUUUUUUCUUGUGUAUCACAUACAUGUAUACAUCACACGUAUAUUUUUAGUCUUAUCUCUAACAAAUACUCCGUAUUUCACAUUUUUACCUAUAAGAGUGAUUUACGAGGUGUAUAACAUAGUAAAGUUUGCACUGAAUA
Molecule: messenger RNA, 872 nt
Organism: Cuscuta campestris
Lineage: Eukaryota; Viridiplantae; Streptophyta; Magnoliopsida; Solanales; Convolvulaceae
Source: the annotation of a GenBank genome assembly